Saccoglossus kowalevskii is the source of this 456-nucleotide messenger RNA. RefSeq lists its product as uncharacterized. The record is from RefSeq and is a predicted model, not a curated record. Lineage: Eukaryota; Metazoa; Hemichordata; Enteropneusta; Harrimaniidae.
AUGAGUUUCUGGAAACGGUGGUCAACUGAAUACCUAACUGCACUCCGAGAAAGACAUCAAACGACUAUUUCCGGGGUAAGAGAUAAUAUUAUACAAGUUGGUGAUGUCGUUCUCGUUCAUAAUGACAUUGAUAAACGCGUACGAUGGAAAUUAGCUACUGUUAUAAAACUUGUGUAUGGAAAUGAUGGCCUAGUGAGAUCAGCAGAAAUAAAAACCUCAUCUGGUAUGACAAAUCGUCCUAUCCACAAACUGUAUCCACUUGAGGUGAAGACACCCACUCCUUCAGAUGAAGAGAGUCCACCACGAGACACAGAACCACUCUCGUUGUCACAUGGAGGUGAAAAUAGAGAUGACACAACGCAACAAAGUGAUACUGAUGCUAGACAUUCUCGCCCAAAACGACGGGCUGCCACUGCGGCUAGACAUUUUAUACAAGAUCGUCUCAAGGACUUGUGA